Messenger RNA from Clonostachys rhizophaga, 897 nucleotides. The record is from the annotation of a GenBank genome assembly. NCBI's taxonomy places the organism in Eukaryota, Fungi, Ascomycota, Sordariomycetes, Hypocreales, Bionectriaceae.
AUGUCACCCCCUCCGGCAAAGAAACGCAGAACCUCACCUGAAGCUUCUGCACCAGCAGAUGCGGAAGAGCCCUCAUCAACGACGCAGGCCGACCAGCCCAGCGAGGACGGACAGCCCGCAGAGAAACAGGAUGCGACACCACAGGCAGACAGCAAGCCCAAGGCCACCGACCGCAUGGCGCGGUUCAAAGCCCUCCAAGCCCGGGCGAAGUCGGGCUCCGAGACCAACCUGAAGGAGGCGACGCUCGAGUCACAGCGGCUGGCGACCGACCCGGCACAGCUCAAGACGCUGCACCGCCAGCGCGACAUCGCAGCACACAAGCUCCUCAAGGCGGAGACUGAGGAAGCCGGCGAGGACUUUGAGCGCAAGCGCGCGUGGGACUGGACCGUCGACGAGAGCGAGAAGUGGGACAAGCGCAUGAAGAAGAAGGAUGCCCACCGGGACAACGUCGCGUUCUCGGACUACCGCCAGGAGAGCAACAGCGUAUACAAGAAGCAGCUGCGGAACGUCAACGUUGACAUGGAUAAGUACGAAAAGGACAAAAAGGCGCUCAUCGAAAAGGCGGCAGCGUCAGGCGGGUUGGACAUUGUCGAGACCGAGGACGGAGAGCUGGUCGCCAUCGACAAGGACGGGACCUUCUACUCAACGGCUGACUCGACGAACUUCACACAGAACAAGCCGGACAAGGCGGCUGUAGAUCGCCUUGUUGAUGAUCUGAAGAGAGCCGAGGAGCAGAGGCUCAAGAAGAGGAAAGAGAGAAUGGCAAAGAACGGUGAUGAAGGGGACACGACAUAUAUCAACGAAAAGAACAAGCAGUUCAACCAGAAGCUGGAGCGGUUCUACAACAAGUAUACGGCAGAGAUCAGGGAAAGCUUCGAGAGAGGUACGAGAAUAUGA